AUUUAUAGAAACCCUCCAUCAUCACAAUCCACAAAUUACCUGAAUUUCUCCCAAUCAAAAAAAUUUCAAUAAACUCAUUACUAUACUAUUAUAAGCACGUACCUCCUCCUAAUUUCUUUUAUCAAUUACAUCUCCAUAAUAUCCAUAAUGAAGAAAAUCGUGUUGAAUGUAAACAUCUUCUGUGAAAAGUGCAAGAAGGAAGUACUAACAUCGGUCACCAAGCUUGAAGGGAUAAACGAAGUUGGGGUUGAUCCAGAAAAGGGGACAGUAACGGUGGUGGGAGAUGUUGACCCAGUUAUGAUAGUCAAACAAAUAAAAAAGGCUGGAAAAUGUGCUACUAUUGUAAGUGUUGGACCACCCAAGCCAAUAGAACAACCCAAAAUUAUCAUAAUUCUCCCUCCAUACUGCAACGAUUGCCAACUCGUCGCCGUCAGCCACACUUCUUACUCCAGCCCCGGUUGCAGCAUCCUUUGAUAGGUGGCUCCGACCCCAGCCCCAGCCCCAGCACCAGCCCGCGGUGGUGGUGCCACCCGUGGCGUUGCCCUAAAUUAAUUCCUACAAACUCUUUUUCAUGCAUGUAUAAUAUUGUAUGAUAAUAUUAUUAUUUUAAGUGACUUAAUAAUUUAUUAUUUAUUGGAUAAGAAUUGAGAUUUGAUUUUUUUUUUUAA
Molecule: messenger RNA, 668 nt
Organism: Cannabis sativa
Lineage: Eukaryota; Viridiplantae; Streptophyta; Magnoliopsida; Rosales; Cannabaceae
Product: heavy metal-associated isoprenylated plant protein 2
Exons: 3
Coding region: 148-474 (108 amino acids)
Molecular function (GO): metal ion binding
Source: RefSeq, a predicted model, not a curated record